GAGUUGGUGGAGAGUUGGUGGGUUCAGCAUUUUCCAGAUCAACUUUCAGGGAUCAGGAAAGUUGGUACUGACGCUGGAGCUACAUACAAUCUAGAAACCAGACCUGAACUUACAAGACAGCAUUCUCUCUGACGACGAAGAGAAGGAACGAUGGAAGGCUGGGACACGUCCACAAAAGCAGUCGUGCAAAAGAUCCCCUUGCUGACGGUGAAAGCUGGUCCGAGAGACGGUGAAGAUUGGAAGAAGCGCUUGAAAGAGGAGUAUCAGGCGCUCAUCGCCUACAUGCAAAUGAACAAGGCCAACGACAAUGACUGGUUCCGAAUCAGCGCCGCUAACCCCGAGGGCACCAAAUGGAAGGGGAAAUGCUGGUACAUCCACAAUCUGCUCAAGUACGAGUUUGACCUCCAGUUUGACAUUCCCGCAACGUACCCCGCUACCGCCCCAGAGCUCGAGCUUCCAGAGCUAGACGGAAAGACCGCCAAGAUGUACCGAGGAGGCAAGAUUUGCCUGACCAUCCACUUCAAACCGCUGUGGGCGAAGAACGUGCCUCACUUCGGCGUCGCCCAUGCACUAUGUUUAGGGAUGGGGCCAUGGCUGGCUGCCGAGAUCCCGCAUCUCGUCGAGACGGGCAUGAUACAGCAUAAAGAUAACACCGCAAAGGCAACCCCCCCCACGUGAUUGAAACCUUCCCUGUUGAGCCGCUUGAAGCAGAUUGUUCUUCCUUCCAAUUUGUUGUACAUACACGAACGAGUUGGAACGACUUCAAUACCUAUUAGGUGCCGGGUAAACUCGGCCGGAUAUUGGCUCUCUAGGAGCAGCUCUCAAGCUCCCGGGCGUGCUGAGAAAGGCAAGGCGUGUUUGAGCAUUCAAAGAACAGCAUUGUAAGACGGUCGACAACGUCACGCAGAAUCGUUGCGAAACUCAUUGCAGCUCUGAUGAAGGCGGCGAAGCCAUAUGAACCUGUCAGCUAUACGGGUGUCAACCAAGACGGUAUAGAAUAUUACUCGGAACUAUCCAUGGUCGGAAUGCACAAGUCGGUAGACUCCGAUCACAGGCUGGCCACCUUAAGAUAUCCAAGAUCAUGG
This is a messenger RNA of Klebsormidium nitens, 1085 nucleotides long. The record is from the annotation of a GenBank genome assembly. Lineage: Eukaryota; Viridiplantae; Streptophyta; Klebsormidiophyceae; Klebsormidiales; Klebsormidiaceae.